CACUGAUGUGUUGUAAACAACAUGGCAGCUUCCUGUCCGGUCUAUUCUGCUACAUAAGAAGUUAGAUUUUGGUGUUGCCGUGGUCUCACAUCACAUUCUGUCUCGCUUCAAGAUAAUCGACCAAUCAUGGCUCUCCUAGAUGACCCCGCCUUCAUCAUCGCGCACAUCCGACACUCCUUCAUCACGAGUGACGACACCGGAAUGUGCGAGAUGGCCAUCAUGAACGAAGAAAUAGACUGGCCGCAGAAGAAGAAAGAGAUCGAAGAGAAAAGAAAAUCAAACAAGGCCCAGUUUGACAGCUUUGACAACGACCAAGGAUAUGACGACGUUGAAAUCUACGGUGAGUCUUACGAGAUCGAGUCCAGCUUCGACUACAGCUUCCGCCACAGGUCGAACACGGCCGUCCGACUAGAGAAACUCCGUCAGGAUAGGAUGCAUCAAACCCAAUGUCGGAGGAUACAGUGGAAAGAUGGGGCCUCAGACUUCCCAGAUGAGGAACUGGAUGACCUGUUCGGGAAGAAAAAAGUGAAGCAAAAACCCAAGAUCUUGAAGUCGUCGCUUUCGAUUCAACUGGAGCGAUUCCCUGACCAAGCCACUAAUAUUUUUGCUGAAUAUGCAAACUUUGAUGGAAAGGUAUGUACAUGUAGGUACAUUGUAUGUACUUGAACUGAGAAGCAUUCUUUAUAUUAAUUUAUCACAAAUUUCUAACAUGCUGACGUGAAAUACCCCAACUUGAAGAGUAACAAAUUGUAUGUUGAGAAAUUCUUGCCUUUUUAUAUUUUAGAGGGACUGUGUAGCGCUUUGUAACUUUUAAAAUAUCGCUUUAUAAGAUUAUUAUGAAUGUAAAGCAUUCCGAGUUAAUACAAACAUACAUACCAAGGUUUUUUACCUGACUGCUAAGAAAGCACGAAUGCCUGUGAGCAAGUAACCAGGGGACCAACGGCUUAAGGUCCUCUCCGAGGGACCUGGUAAUGAGGAUAAAUGCCUUACCAAAGGGCACUAGCGCACCACUUGGGAAUCGAACCCGGGUCACCGGAAUCCGAAACCCUCGCUCUACCAACUGAGCUAUCGCGCCUAUGAAAUGUAUUUGACAGCUGCCGUUUUGCAUCAUGGAUAGUCUGCAAGUUCAGACCCAAAGUGACACUUCAAAUACCUUUUUAAUCAACAGGUGGGUCUAGUGACAAGUCUAUAAAGCCAAAGUACUAAUCUUUCGGUUGAUGAUCUUUUGUCUCUGUCAGGGCUUUAGGCUGUAAAUUCAGACCAGUUUCCUCACACUAUAGGGGGAGGGGUGGCCCCUUGCAAACUAGGGAUGCAAAUAACGUUUUAUAAAAAAAUGAUAGAAAUUUAUAUAGCGCCGUCUAUCUAGAAAUAUUCUAUUCCGAUGCAAUUUAUUAUUAUCAUUACCCCGGCUUUAGCUCGAGCUGCCUUUCAGCGCUCAUGCAUUCAAGGAAUUAAUCCUGCCGGGUACCCAUUCACCUCACCUGGGUUGAGUGCAGCAGAAUGCUGAUAAAUUUCUUGCCGAAGGAAAUUAUGCCAUGGCUGGGAUUUGAACCCACAACCCUCUGUUUCAAAGUCAGAAGACUAAUCCACUGGGCCACAACGCUCCAGCCUUGAAAAGCACAUCCAAUGCUUAGAACCAUU
Messenger RNA from Lytechinus pictus (painted urchin), 1641 nucleotides. RefSeq names its product target of rapamycin complex 2 subunit MAPKAP1-like. Gene Ontology annotation, cellular component: TORC2 complex; plasma membrane; cytoplasm. The coding region runs from base 127 to 666 and encodes 179 amino acids. Gene Ontology annotation, biological process: TORC2 signaling. The record is from RefSeq and is a predicted model, not a curated record. NCBI's taxonomy places the organism in Eukaryota, Metazoa, Echinodermata, Echinoidea, Temnopleuroida, Toxopneustidae. The transcript is spliced from 4 exons. Gene Ontology annotation, molecular function: phosphatidylinositol-4,5-bisphosphate binding.